UACUAUAAUAACUUAUCAUGGCACGCAGUUUGAUUGCAGACCGUUUGAGAACUUCUGCACCCGAAACCGCAUCACUUGCAAGAUGGCAUCAGUUGCUUUCCUUCAAGCAAAUAGACAAGUGGAGUCGUCCAACAAACUAAUCUUGAGAGGCCUGAAAAGAAGGCUGAAGAAAGCAAAAGGAGGGUGGACCGCGGAGCUUCCCCAUGUACUAUGGGCGCACCGCAAAAAUUACAAACAAGCUACUGGAGAAACACCAUUCGCCCUGACAUAUGGUUCAGAAGCGGUCACACCAACAGAGAUGGUCCUGCCAUCGCUCCGCAUACAGACAUAUGAUCCUGAGGAUAAUCACAGAAAGCUGCUCCAUCAGCUAGACAUGGUCAAAAUGAGGAGAGACGCGGCGCUAGUCAAAACUGUGGAAGAAAAGCUGAAGGUGGCAAAGGCGUACAAUGCCAAGGUGAAGCCUAGACCACUGGAAGAAGGUGACUUGGUCCUAAAAAGGAACUUUGAACGUAAGGAAGGGCAUGGCAAGCUAACGGCCGCAUGGGAAGGACCAUUCCUUGUUGGGGAAAAGUUAGGACCAGCAACAUACGUGCUUGCCACAAUGGGAGGAAAGCCAAUGGCGAAGACCUGGAAUAUCAUUGACCUGAAGAAGUAUUUUGAAGAAUAGUUCAAAAGAGGGAAGAAGAGUCGUUGACCGCCAUGUCUUUUGAAGCUAUCAAUACGAUGAUAGCCUGUGACUAUAUUUUGGGGAGAAAUUCCACAUGUAAGGAUUACCACCUCCAAGUGGUGACCAAAAUUUUGGUUAAUGAAAACGCCACCGAACGUUCAUCUUCUCAACUCAUCCAAGUGUUAGACUCAAAAAUUGUUAUCACAAUCCCAAAACCGCCUCAGAGCGUCAUGCUACAAAGAGAACUUACAAUCGAAAAACGCUUCAGAGUGUUAGACACAAAAAUUGUGUUCACAAUCCCAAAACUGGCUCAGACCGUCAUGCUUCAAAGCAAACUUACAAUUGAAAAACGCUUCAGAGUGUUAGACACAAAAAUUGUGUUCACAAUUCCAAAACCGCCUUUGAGCGUUGAACCUUUAUUUGUGCAAACAAUAUAAGAACCACCUCAGAGCGUAAUAUUUUAAACUGUGUUUGCAAUUCGAAACCGCCUUAGAGCAUAAUAUUUUGAAUCGAGUUCACAAUUCAAAACCGCCUCGGAACGACGAGUUUCCAUAGCCUUUUGUCUAUAAAGAUGGUUCCAAGGGCGUGCCGACAACCGAAGAACCGCUCUCGAGUGUUAGCCAAAUUUCGGAACAAAAAUAUUAGCAUUAC
This is a messenger RNA of Linum trigynum, 1318 nucleotides long. The record is from the annotation of a GenBank genome assembly. NCBI's taxonomy places the organism in Eukaryota, Viridiplantae, Streptophyta, Magnoliopsida, Malpighiales, Linaceae.